GUGAGAUAUCAUGAUAUGAAGCCAGUAUUUUGAUUCUUGACUUCUAAGAUCAACCAAAUUGUCCUCAGGUCUGAAGUGUGCUUCUUUCAAGCCUUCUUUCUGGUCUUGUACGCAACACACUUCAUCUUAUCUACACCCCCAAUCUCUCAACUUCAAGAUCAACAACAUCAGAGUAUUAAUUACUCUCUUGAUGAGCUAUCGAUCCUUCUAACCGCAAAAUAAAAAUAUUCGUCUCGAAAUUUCCAACUUCAUCAACCAUGAACAAUAUGGAGCCAUCUAGGUUGCUCCUUGCAAAGGCCGACUGCGGCAAUGCUGAAGAAAGAAUCGAAUUCGAGGCCAUCCUCGCAAAUCACAUGAGAUUAAAUCUAGAUCUCUUUGAUCUUGGUGAAGAAGGCCUCAAAAAGACAAUCCAAGGAAAGCUCAUAGUUGCUAAGAAGUUUUCAAAUGACCAGUUGGACCUCGCAGUUUCUGAAGUAUUGCAAGAUGCCAUUAGGGGGUCUUUCGACGAACAGAAAUUCAUAGCAGACGAGGAGGGGCUCGCUUCUGCCAGACGAGCAGAAGUUUCGUCGGAGCUUAAAGUACUGGAGAACAAGAUACGCGAGGUCGUCGGUUUUUAAGCCGCGACGGAAAUGGAAAAAGAAAACGACUAUCUCAAAGAAAGAAUUGAACUACUCGAACCCAUUGUAUCUCAUAGCCUAGGCGUACGUCGAGGCUUCGUCGAGACUGGCAAGAUGAAGUAUGCUGAAGGGAAAUGGGUUCACAUCGAGUAUAGAGGCUCGCCAGACAAAGACAUUAUAAGCCAACGUAAUAUCGCUUGUCACUAUGGUGAUAUCGAUGUGGACUUUCCACAUUGGAAGCUAUCAGAUUGGGGCAAGCAUACAUUAGUUAGGAGAAUCUCGAAAGCUACUAUGGUGUCUCGCCUUCGGAAUAUGGAUCACUUUUUAACACUUUGGAGGAUCUCUCUUGGAUGUAUAGUUUACGGGCAACUAUGCUCAGGUGCUUCUAUCACACUGAGCAUACUUACGGUAAGAAGAUGGAAAAGAUGUUUGAUCAAAACUUUGCAGAAUGCAUGGAAAUUUACACCGCUCUAGCUCAAUACUGGCUUGAGAAAGGUAGAGAUAGCUACUUGAGCAGAGUUAGGAGGUUCGACAAUCUCGAGAUUGAACCUGGCUGGACGCAGAGUUCAUGGUGUCUUGAAUUCACGGAAUCAGCUGUCGAGGAAACAAUCAAAAAGAAGAACAGAUGUUCGAGGACUUACGUCUAUUCAGAUCAUUGCAGUCACGCAGACAGACUUCUGAAAGGAAAUUUUUAGACAAAAACACCGCAGUUGUCGCUGCAUACCUGGAGAGCGCAUGAAUAAUCAAUCACUCAGACUUCCCAAGCUCUUGCAAAUACUUUAUCGCUGUACUCAUCUCUUGCA
Molecule: messenger RNA, 1420 nt
Organism: Botrytis cinerea B05.10
Lineage: Eukaryota; Fungi; Ascomycota; Leotiomycetes; Helotiales; Sclerotiniaceae
Exons: 3
Coding region: 258-617 (119 amino acids)
Source: RefSeq, a predicted model, not a curated record